Molecule: messenger RNA, 1549 nt
Organism: Humulus lupulus (European hop)
Lineage: Eukaryota; Viridiplantae; Streptophyta; Magnoliopsida; Rosales; Cannabaceae
Product: double-stranded RNA-binding protein 1-like
Exons: 6
Coding region: 199-1305 (368 amino acids)
Source: RefSeq, a predicted model, not a curated record
AAUACUUGUGCUUAUGAGAGAUUAAUCAUGCUUUAUGAUUGUUUGUAUGAAAAAACACUUGGUCAACUUCUAUAGUUACUCAUUUUCUUUAUUAGAUUAGUACAUUUCUUGUUUUUUUUGUUCAUAUGAGGUCAUAGGAGAAGAUGAGUCCAGUUUGGUAAUUUUAAGCAUAUUGAUUCUUAUUAUACUGUGUCCUCAAUGGUAGACUAUGACCCUGCUGCUGUUGCAACACUUACAGUUGAAGAAAGCAACCAGAAUCUUGAUGUUCAGUCGAAUGUUUCUGGUUUGAAAAGUGAUUCUUCAACGCUAAUCAAAACCAACAAGGGAGGACAAAACGUCGAAGAAACGUUGGAGAGUUUCAAGAUGCAGUUAAAUGCUUUGGGCAUCAGCGAUGAUGAGAAGUCUGAAGUCAAGAAGCAGCUGCAGAAGUAUGCAAGACAGAGGAAUUUCGAUUUGCCUGUGUACUCUUGUGAAUGUGAUCAGGGUCCUGAGGCCACUCACUUUAAGGCAACAGUUACAGUUGGUGAUCAAAUUUUUGAGAGCUCUGAAUUCUUCAACACUUUGAAAGAUGCUGAAAGUGAUGCUGCAAAGGUUGCUUUGAUAGUGGAGAACUUUCAGGAGGAUGAGUCUCGCGUAUACAAGAAUCUCUUGCAAGAGCUAGUUCAGAGAGAAAAUUUAAGCACUCCAGUUUAUAAAACUAUAAAACACGGUGAGCCCCACAAGCCUAUUUUCUUUACUAGUGUGGAGCUGGAUGGAGAAAUAUUCCAUGGGAAAGCAGCAAAGUCCAAGAAACAGGCAGAGUUAAAUGCUGCAAGGGCUGCCUAUGUUGCUCUUAAGGAACGUGGAUCAACUCAGAUAGACAAGUUUACUUCCUGUAGUUUAAGAGGACAUGCUCCCAAAUCUACUUCGAGCCCUGAAGUGACCUGUGACUUGCUGCAAAAUCUCAAACACCAAUGCAUUUUGGCUCCAUAUCCAGCUCAAACUUAUGUUGAAGCUAAAGAGAAGAUUGCAGAGUCAGCAGAAGCUAUUCUAAGCACAGUCGCAGUGGACAGCAGUAGCUCAUAUCCGGCAAUAACACCUCAUAUGGAAAAAAUGAUUGGAGCUAAGAAAGUUUCUUCAGUCAGAAACUCGAACACGAGGAAUGGUGAAGGUACUGAUGUGAAGAGUUACUUGCUUUGCAACAAGGUGAGAGUGUACCGACAGUUGCCGAAUUAUCCAUUCCCUGAAGACAUUACUGUACUCCCCAUUAGUGAUGAUAAGUGGGUGGCUGUCAGCUUGGAGUUCCCAAAUGAAGAAAAGAAUUGACAAUUCAUCCGUGAUUCUCUAUACUUUCCCCUUGAAAACAGAAAUGCAUUGGACAAAGUUUUUACUAUUACAUUAGCUAACUAAAGCUCCUUGCCUUUGAAAAAAAUACUAUAAGAUUUGAUGCCUGUGUAUGUUUAUAUUACAACUCAAGUUAUAUGAUAAGUUCAUUGUUAUAAUAUAUAUAUAUAUAUAUAUAUAUAUAUUGCAAGUUUUUUCGGUAUUUGGAUGAUGCUAAUUUUGUGUU